UGGAAAAAGGGGAAGCGGCUGGCGGAGCGGUGCUGUGCGGUGCGGUGCGGUGCUAUGGACCCCAGGGACAAUGUCGAGACGGGGGAGACGGAAAACCACCUGGACGGCUUCUACCUGCCCAUUCCAGACGAAGCACCGUGCAAGAAGGAGCAGGAGAAGCUGUCCGGAGUCGUCAAAAACGUCCACAGAAAACUGCGCAGGAAAUACAGAGAGGUGGGAGACUUUGAAAAGAUCUGGCGUGAGCACUGCGAGGAUGAGCAGACGCUGAGCGAGUACGCCCUCGCCAUGAAGAAUCUUGCCGACAACCAUUGGACCAAAAGCUGUGAAGGAGAGGGCCGCAUCGAGUGGUGUCGCAGUGUCUGUCAGGAAUAUUUUUUGGAUGGCGGAAUGAAACGAAUGUUAGAAAAGGACCAGAAAAGUGCCAUGCUCUCCAGCGGCCUGCCUGCAGCGUCGGUCAGCGCCCAGCCGUACAGCACCAUCCCCAGUUCAAUCUCUCAGUUGGGCAAAAUGCGCCUCCUGGAUGUGGGAAGCUGCUUCAACCCUUUCCUAAAGUUUGAUGAAUUCCUGACAGUCGGUAUCGACAUAGUGCCUGCUGUCGAGAGUGUGUACAAGUGUGACUUCCUCAACCUCCAGCUGCAGCAGCCUCUCCAGCUGGCCGGCGACGCGGUGGACGCCUUCCUCCGACACCUGCACAACCCCAUCGACGCCCUGCCCGCCCAGCUGUUCCACGUGGUGGUCUUCUCCCUGCUCCUCUCGUACUUCCCCUCACCCUACCAGCGCUGGAUCUGCUGCAAGAAGGCCCACGAGCUGCUGGAGCUGCACGGGCUGCUGCUCAUCAUCACGCCCGACUCCUCCCACCAGAACCGCCACGCGCUCAUGAUGCGCAGCUGGCGCGUGGCGGUGGAGUCGCUGGGCUUCAAGCGCUACAAGUACGUCAAGUACUCCCACAUGCAUCUCAUCGCCUUCCGUAAGGUGUCUCUGGCCACCACCAGCGACCUGGUGUCACGCAACUACCCGGAGAUGCUCUACAUCCCUCAGGACUUCAACUCCAACGAGGAGGAGGACUGCGCCGACAUGCCGGUGCACAUGCGCUCCGAUUUUGAGGACGACCAGCUGGCUUGGGGCUUCACGGAGCUGCCGGACACGCCGUACGAUUCCGAUUCUGGGGAGAGCCAGAGCGGCUCGGUGCCUGGCUUCCACGAGCUGGAAGACCCCAUCCUGCUUCAGAGCUAGGUCAAAACCAGCAACGAGCCCCGCCCCCUCCCCCCGACCUCUCCUCGACCUGUCGGCUCCCCUUCGAUUGCUGCGCUGCCAAACUUAACCUGCUGCAUUCUCCUCCCACUUCUCCCCCCCUCUCCUCCAAACAAUGCAGUUUGCACAGCGUGAAAGAGAGAAGUUUACAGAUUAUUUUCUCAUAUCCACGCUCCUCCGAGAGUACAUACGCAAACACAAAUACAUGCACAUACACACCGACACACACACUAAGAUUGAUAUAUUUUGAUAAAUAGCUAGGUUUUUUAAAAGUUGGAAAUCGAAUGCCCUUAAGAUAUCUGAACUUCCCCCCCGCCCCUCCUCGAUUUCCACCCCCAUCAUCCAAUCAGCUCUCGAUUAGAAAAGUCGUCACGUCUGCGUUCUGUAACUCGGUCUCUGUUUGAAUAAGCUAGUGUCGCAGGCUGCUUCCUACACAAAGCCAAAUACAGCAAAGCGAGCAGUCUGUCAGGAGUUUGAUUGCACUGGAGAGGCUGAGAAGGAUCGACUGGACUGGUACGCUCGCUUCUGUCACAGUCAUGCAGCUAAACUUUCUGAGAAAUCUCGAUGUGCAUUUAGUUUUCCAAGACGAAAAACAAAUAGAAGCUCUUCAUUUUGAAGCAUAUACUCCGAGUCUGACGUUGGUGUUGUCCAGUAUAAAGUGUGGCAAUGCCGUUUUAACUUGGGAUCGAAUGACUUGUAUAUCUUUUACAGGAAAGUGGUAUUUGUAGCAUUUUAAACAUUUUCAGAACCAUACUGUAGGAGUAUUACUAGGUUUACUAAUGUGAAAAAGUAACUGUUUACUUAUUGUGUAACAAGGUACGAGUGCAAAAUAGGUAUUCCACAUUUUUUUCCUCCUGUUGUUGUGCACUUAGAUAUAAAUUCUGAUUAGUCUUCUGUUAGACUUCACAUUUUUUUCUGAAGCAAAAAAAAAAAGUCAAGACACUGCUCGUCAGUGACAUGCGAUGGACGUUACAUCACCAGUGUCCAUGCACACAACCUUAUAGACAAUGUGAAGUCCCGCUAAGUACUUUGCCGCCACACACACAAUAAAAUCCAGACCUGAGCCCCUUCAAGUUGGAAAACUCACGACUGAAGAGAUUUGCACUAAUUAACGGUUUUGUCCUAAAUAUACUACAGGUGGAGGUUUUCGGUGAGGGCACGACCCGGUGAGAUGUGAGUGUGUGUGUUCCCAUGUCUGAACAGGCUGAAUGUUAGGGUGUGAUUUGAUGUGAUUUUUUUUUUCCUCUUUUUUAUACUGUAUGAUUGAUCCUAAAGGGUGUCACACAAAAAAAAUGCAAUUGUUUCACAGUUUUACAGCCAAUAUGAUGGGGUCGACAGGAUGAAAAAAAAAAAAAGUAUAAGGUGCCUUCUUCGCUCAGUACGGUCGCACUCUUGGACAUAAUUAAAUCCCCAGUCUUGUUCAAUAAAGAUUUUAAGGCCAAACAAAUCCACACAAACUACAAGAAAUGUCUCCAGUGUUGGUGUAAUGCAGUGUGUCAUUUCCGUUUUCAUAUCAUUUUCAAGUUUGUGCACAAUCCUCUACUGAUAUUUCCUGUUAGACAAGAAAGAAAAAAAAAUUCACAUACCACACAUACGACUCCGAAGAAACAGUUUUCAUGAUUUGUCUUCCAGUGUUUUCUUUCUGCUCAUUUGCAUGAGAUGGUUCAUCUUCAUCAUCAGCAUUUUCAACAAUGCAGAACAAUGUGUGCUUUUAGUAUGGUUGUAUUUCUCUUUUAUAAAUGAAUGUAAAUUAAGA
Molecule: messenger RNA, 3007 nt
Organism: Salarias fasciatus (jewelled blenny)
Lineage: Eukaryota; Metazoa; Chordata; Actinopteri; Blenniiformes; Blenniidae
Gene: samtor
Product: S-adenosylmethionine sensor upstream of mTORC1
Exons: 5
Coding region: 55-1233 (392 amino acids)
Biological process (GO): negative regulation of TORC1 signaling
Source: RefSeq, a predicted model, not a curated record